AAAAAUUUUAUAUAUUUUUGUGAUAGUCUCCUUUUUGUAGAGAUAUUAUUUUUAUUUUGUAGAGUUAACAAAGAUUUUUAAAAUGACUGUUACUCCAGGAUUCACUAAUAUGUUUAAAGGAACUUUACCCCAAUUAUCGGCUGUACUAGCAGGUACUCUAUGUGCUUUAAGCGAUGGAAUGCAUUAUGGUUGGACUGCACCUGUGAUCCCAAUACUAAUGAGUCCUGACUCUCCAGUACCUAUCACAAAACAUCAAGGCGAAUGGUUGGAAAAUAUCUAUGUAAUUGGAGCAGCAAUUGGACUUUGGCCAACAAUGCUUUUAGUAGAUAAAAUAGGGCGAAAAAAAUCAAUUUUAUUAGCGUGCUUUUUAUCUGUUUUAGUUUGGAUUACAAUUGCUCUGGCGCCAAGCGUGGAAUAUAUGCUUGUGGCAAGAGCAUUCGCUGGAGCAGCAGGAAAUAUGGCUUUCGUAGCAACUCCAAUGUACAUUGCUGAAAUAGCUGAUCAAAAAAUAAGAGGAUUUUUAAGUAGUUUAAUUUAUCUUAUGAUGCUUUGUGGAAUUCUUUUAAUCUAUUGUAUUGCCCCAUUUUUUCCAAUCUACGUACCUUGUUUUUUGGGAGCAGUGUUAGUCUUUAUAGAACUUAUAUGGUUUUCGUUUGUGCCGGAUAGUCCUUAUUAUUUAAUAAUUAAAAAUCAAACAGAAUCUGCUCGAAAUGCUCUAAGGAGACUAAGACAAAAUGAAUCUGGCAUAGAGGAAGAGCUCAAACAAAUUAAAUUAGCUGUGGAUCGACAAAGAACUGAACGAGCACGAUUUUUAGAUUUGUUUGUUAUACCAAGCAAUAGAAAAGCAUUGUUUAUAAUGGCUUAUCUUAAUUUUGCACAACAUUUUAGCAGCGUAAGCGUAUUGCUAAUGAAUAUGCACAUUAUUUUAGCGCAAGCUGGGUCCAUCUAUAUGGAUCCUCAUACAACAGCUAUAGUAUUUUCAGGAAUCAUGUUGGUAGCUGCAACAACUGGAUCUUUUUUAAUAGACAAAUUUGGAAGAAAGUUCUUACUUAUCAGUUCAGGCAUUUCAACAGCUUUUUGUUUAUUAACGAUAGCUAUAUAUUUUAAUCUUAAAAAUGACGGAUUUAAUACAAUUAAUUUCAGCUGGAUUCCCAUUGCUUGCGUCAUGAUAUAUGCUUUUACUUUUAAAUUGGGUUUAGGUAUGGUUCCCAUAGUAAUAACAGCAGAAAUAUUUCCUACUACGGUCAAGGCUUAUGGUAUGGCAUUGGCAGACGGGUCAUAUACUAUUUCAUCUUUUUUAUCCUUACAAGUAUAUCAAAGACUUACUGAGUCAUUUGGAGUUCAAUACCCAUUUUAUAUCUUUACCGUGUUCUGUUUGUCUACAGUAUUUUUUACAUACUUUGUAAUUCCUGAAACAAAAGGUAAAACAUUAGAUGAAAUACAAAUGAUAUUAAAAGGAGAAUACAAUAAAAAUAAAUCCGAAAAAAUAUAGAGAGAAAAAUAAAAAAAAUGUAUCCAUUAUUAUUUAUUAUUAUUUUUUAAAUUAUUGUUUUUUUUUUCCUUUAGGAUUAAUAUAGUAAAAAUUAAAUGUUUGAA
This is a messenger RNA of Diabrotica balteata, 1596 nucleotides long. Lineage: Eukaryota; Metazoa; Arthropoda; Insecta; Coleoptera; Chrysomelidae. The record is from the annotation of a GenBank genome assembly.